GCAUUUGCAUCUGCCCCGCAUCUGCAUCUGCCCUGAAUCUGCAUCUUUCGGAGCCCCUUGGACUGAACCCCCCGCCCACACCAUUGGAAUACGACAGAUCUCGACCGGCAUUGGGACGACCCUCCGUUGCCUCUCCUCUGGCCACACUGUCCACCGCAUCCGCACUGACCACUGCAUCCGCACCUCGGCCAUGACUGCCGACCAACAGCAGCAGCAGCAGCAGCACAGCUGGCAGCACAUCACCGCUGCCGUCAAGCGGGAUCUCGAGCCGUACGGCAUUGAUCUGAUUGUCCCGUUCCCCGUCGAGCGCUACAACGAAGACGAGCACGCAGGCAAAUAUCCGCUGCCCGGCUCGACCAACCCGGCCAACACCUCGACCCUGGCCAUCCUCAUCGGCAACCACAAGCGCAUGUGGGAGCCGUUCCUGGAAUACCUCGAGGAAGACCCAGCCACGCACCUGGACAACAGCGCCCAUCCGAUCAACGACUUUGUACACGACCUGCUCCACAACCGCUUGAGCAAAGAGGACAUUCCCGAGUUCAAGUACCGCUACCCGCACGACGAGGGCGAGCGCUUCACGCACUUUCAGCGGCUGGCCCACAUUGCUGGCCUGGCGUAUUUCAACAGGACUUGCUAUCUCUGCGUCUCGCCCAUCUACGGGCCCUGGCUCGCUCUCCGGGCCGUCCUGGUGUUCCCUGGCAUCCAGGGCCCUCCCCACCAGCCCGACUACGAGACCGUUCCGAACCCAUAUCCCGAGUUUGACGACACGCUGCUGCAAAAGACAAACGAGAUGAUGGAGCGGUACAAGGCCAACUACGAGGCCGGGUUCAAGCUCGACUGGCGCAAGCUCGUCGAGAUCCGGACGCUCGUCGGCGGGUUCCUGAGCGCCGAAGAUCAGAGCCUUCGCAAGUACACUGAGGAACAGCUGACGUACCACUACACCAAGAGCAAAGCUGUUCUCACCGAGGCCCUGGAGCGCCGUCGCCUGGAGCGCCUCGGAUCUGCAUAGGGGCGGAUCUGUUCGAGAGAUCUGCUGGUGGGAUGCGAUUCCUCGAGAUCGAUCCAGGGUGCUGAAAGAACAACGAGACGCAUUGUUUUUCGGGGUCAUGAAUCAAGCGAUAGCCUUGGAUAUCCGUCCUGUCUUGGAAUACGGCUUGGUUGAAACGAAACGGGGCAGCGUCCCGAUUGCCAUCCUGCACAGCCCGUUGAGUGUGGUCUUGGACGCAUCUGGUCAAUCUCCUGCCGCGAUCUGGAU
Polychytrium aggregatum is the source of this 1255-nucleotide messenger RNA. RefSeq lists its product as uncharacterized. Gene Ontology annotation, cellular component: cytoplasm. Gene Ontology annotation, molecular function: FAD binding; cyanocobalamin reductase (cyanide-eliminating) (NADP+) activity; demethylase activity. Gene Ontology annotation, biological process: cobalamin metabolic process. Bases 191 to 1009 code for a protein of 272 amino acids. The transcript is spliced from 2 exons. The record is from RefSeq and is a predicted model, not a curated record. Lineage: Eukaryota; Fungi; Chytridiomycota; Chytridiomycetes; Polychytriales.